CGGGGAUUUCGAGUAUUUUCAAGCUUGGGCGUUCACUGGAGGGUAAGAUGGCAGGAGAGGCACAAGAAAUCUCAACAAACAUGUUUCAAAGUUCUGUUUUUUCGUUUGUGCCUUCUUCGCUUGCAGAUCUCUCAGUUGCCGGCCACCGGUGGUCAUCCUCAUGUCCUGACUGAGUCGUGGUGAUUAAUUGAUGGCGUCUUCGGUGCCCGACGAGCUGUGGCGAGGGCGAGUGGUGAGGCGCCUGCCGCUGCCUGAUGUGAUCUCUCUCCGCAACUGCUGGUCCAUCGGCACGUCCAUCGUCACGGCCGCUCUGCUGGUGGAGCGCAUCGACGGCUCCCUCGCCCGCCACUCACUCACCUGCCUCGUCGACAUCGACCGCGCCGCCCCUCUCCCAUUCAGCUAUAUGCUGCGGGCGGCCUAUGUGCUGGAGCAGGGCAGCGACGAGUGGCCUGGGAUGGGGCGGUUCAUCCGGCUGGCCGCCAUCUAUCGGCUGACGCCUGCCAAUGGCUGCCCCUGGUGCUGUCGGCUCAGUGGCUGACAGCCCACCUUCCCAGCAGGACGGCAUUCCACCAGCUGCCAUUGGCGAUGGCCAUCUAUCGGCUGUUCGGCCACCUGCUCACAAACAAUGGGCUGCCUCUCCGUCUGUCGGCUGACUCGCUGCCCACAGCAACGGCCUUCCACCGGAUACCACUCGCCAUGGCCAUCUAUCGGCUGUUCCGCCACCUGCUGACAUACGGAUUCAACAGCCUGGCGCUGCAGCCAGCGGACAACGGACGGUAUCGGAUCGGCUAUUUGCCCGUUCGUGUGGUGCCAUUGGGUGAGCUGCCGAGCGGCCAUCGCUAUGCUGAGGGCUACAAGCGGACCGACCCCGUCAUCCGGUGCGGCUCCCUGCUCUUCCGCUCAUUCUCGGCAUUCCUGCUGCACACGAUGAUCUGCUGGUGCCGUCAAGAAAAGGGGUGGGCGAGAUGAGGGUGCUGGGGGCACGCAUCGGUAGUGAGGACCCUCGGUAUGGCCGUCUGCCGAGGGCCGACAACAUCACAGAGAAUCUGGGCAUUACUGCCGACUGCUAGGGCUAUCGCUACGAUUGGGGCGACCUGAAUGGUGCUCAUGGGAGAGACUGUCGUCAUGUAAUUGUGAGCGGAUUCCGGCUCGGGGAGACCCUCGCUGCGCACCUGCAUGUGAAGGGUGGUUACAUCAACCUGUACACGACCGAGGCAUUCGUGGCUGAUCGGUCUCAGCCUCUCGCCGACCGCUACACUGUGUCGGUUGGUGCCGCCCGCCGUGUGCUACGGCUAUUCGGUCUCGAAAGCGACGUCAUCGACAGGGGGACGGUGUACGGGUGAGGGUUGCAGCACAUGUGCUGGCCGGACCGAGGCACCCAGAGAGGCCUCUGAUAGCGCCAUACGGCCUCUUUUCUUGAGAGUUCUUAUUCGACGCGAGUGGGGGCUGUUUCCGAUGAAAUGUGAAAUGGCGGCUGGAGGCUGGAGAGCCCCCUGAAGCAGUCCAUCG
Molecule: messenger RNA, 1509 nt
Organism: Vitrella brassicaformis
Lineage: Eukaryota; Vitrellaceae
Source: the annotation of a GenBank genome assembly